CCCCUUCUGCAAAGUAUAACUAUCGAUCGGGUAUUUAUUAUGGCUAUGUUAUGUACUUAAAGUCUUUUUAACUCAAAUCAAAAAUGAAUUGUUAUAUGGACAUAAUGAAACAGAGUUUUCAUUUUAAUUAUCAGGCUAAUAAAUAGGUAGUUUGUUUUCGGUUAACGAUCAGACUGAUAAAUACGUAUGUGAAUUAAACACGGAAGUAAACAAAAUGGCGGCGCUAAAACAAGUUUUACAAAUUGAGCCUGCAGCUGAACUUGUAUUCCCAGUGGAGGGAAGUGUCUCCAGACGCAGUGAUGGGAACAAAACUGGACUGUAGAUUCAUACAAGCAGAAAGAAAAGAAAAGAUGACGUCUAGGAUGUUGUAUAUGGAGCCAGACGUAACCUCUGAAAGUCAUACAAGUAAAAAAGGACAAUUCCAUGAUCCUAUUCUUGUUGCAAGCAUUGAUAUUGGCAAUACGUACACCAGAUACGCAUUCUCAUUUCGAUCACAGUAUCGCAAGGACCCUACAGACAUAUGGAUGUUGUCUGAUCUUUGUUCAACAGAAUUAUCUAUAGAUAAUCCAACUAUGAUAUUAAUGGACGACAACAAAGUGUUUGACAGUUUUGGGUAUGAUGCACUCGACAAGUAUAUGGAACAUCGCCAGGGACAUCUUUUCAGAGAUAUAAAACUUCCUUUCUAUCACAAACUGACAGCCAAAGACAUACAAAAUGUACAUGUUAAAGAUGAAUUAGGAAAACAAAUACCUGCAGUCGAAGUAUAUCAAGCAAUUAUAAACCGAGUUAAAGACCAUUUACAAGCUGAGCAAAACAGAAAAAACACGGGCAUACGACCUGGGGAUAUCUACUGGGUUAUUUCUGUCCCUGCUGUAUUUACGGACCGAGCAGUCACUUUGAUAGAAACAGCAGCAAUACAGUCUGGAAUUGCCAAGAAUAAACUCUAUAUUUCCAUCGAGCCAGUUUCCGCUUUGGAGUAUUGUACAAUCACACACAAGUAUGAACAAGAGGACUGUACCAUUCAUCGUCCAAGUGGAUUAACUAGUUCAAAAGCGGAUAUGUUUCAAAAUGGAAGACAAUAUAUGAUAACAGAUAUUGGAGGAAAAUCGCUAGAUAUCACAGUUCUUCAGAAAGGCCUCAGUGGAAAUGUUACAGAACAGCAUAAAGUUUGUUUUGUUGGGCUUGGUGGUAACAGUAUACAAGAGGCACUUGACAAUGUGUUAAUAGACAUCGUCGGAAAUGAAGCAUAUCAUAGGUUCCGUACUGAAGAAGAUAGUAGACAUGGGUACAGGAAAUUACACAAAAACUUCAAUGAAAGACUGACACACGAGUCUUCACAUCUUAAAAGUGUAAUCACAGUCACACUACCUGAACUUAUUUUGAUUGACCUAGAAUCAGAGGAUAGUUUUAAGACUGCCCUUGGUAAGUCUCCUUAUGCUGGUGAGAUUAGUGUUGUUAGAAAUAAGUUGAGGUUGUCUGCAGCUCUUAUGAAAGGACUCGUAGCAGAAUAUUGUCUGACGCUAGUCAAGCAACUAAAAGAUGUGUUUGAGAAGUACUCAUGUGACAAAAACAUUUGUUUAUUGUUCGUUGGAGGAUAUUCUGGUGUAAAAAUAGUCCAAGAAGCUUUGAUAAAAGAAUUUGAUAACUUCGACAUUUUCAUUCCAAGCAAACCUGCAUGUGCAACUGCCGCGGGUUCUGUAAUGCUUGGACAUAUUCCUCCUUUAACGAUAGAUCGUGUACCAAACGGAAGAAAUACCAUAGUGAUGAGAGAAGAUGAUCAAUCGAAAGCAAGUGAUUGCGAAAAAGAUGACCAAGCAAUCGCAAGUGAUUUUGUGCGAAGCGUAUCCGAGAUGUCCAUUUCGAGCGACUUCAUAGAAGAUAAAACAAUAACACGGUCUUCGAAAAUUCGAACAGGUCUGAAAUCUUUGUCACAGAGAUUGCAGGGAAGGCCACAAGAAAUUUCAGUCAGAAGAAAUUAUAUUACUACUGAUGUUAUCACAGCUUACGGAGACAUAGAUGUGUCGAGACCAUUGAAGGCGUGUUUUGCUGACGAAGGGGACAGCGAUAAGACAAAAGAAAUGUUCGGACUGUUCUGGGAAAAGAUUUGCAGUGUAUGGUUUCGGGGAGAAAAUGCUACUAUCCCGCUUGUACCUGUUGCCAAAAGAGCAGAGGCCAGACGUGUAUUUCCUAUUCUUGGUAAAAUUCUUGAACAUACGCUGUGUAUACUUGGUCACUUUCCUCCCAUUCUAUGUCGAAGUUUAGUGCUAGCUUUAGCUCACCCUGACCAAGAUGUUGAUGCUGAUUUAGUAUUGAACGAUUACUUACUGUUCGUCCCGAAAAGAGAAAGUACACUUUUGUUGAAGAGUCUAAAGGAUCAUAUUUGGUCAGAAAACAGGAAAAAGCGUCUCGCCAGAUUUUUAGUGUGAACAAGAUUUCAGUGAAUCCGACACCAAAAACGUUUAGAGAAGACCUUUUAAACAUUGCAUAUGCAGAAAUCAUCGACUCUUCACAUAUUUAUGUUGCACUGAUGAGACGAGGUAUUUCUGAUUUUGCUUUAAAGCACUUCUUCGAUGUUCUUGACACUGAUAGUGUGAGAGCAGAGUAUGAAAUGAUAAAACCCACAACUUAAAGAGUUGUUCAGAUGAUUGAAGAUAUGUUUGACGAAGCUGGCUUUAGUACAGAGGAGAAAAUCAUCAUCAAUUAUCUCAGCAACAUUAUCAGCGAUAUGAGCAAGAAACAACUGCGACAAUUUCUGAUCUGGAUCACAGGAUCACCUUGUAUGCCACAGAAAAUCAACAUUACUUUCAACACAUCUGGAGGCAGGUCAAAGCUUCCUGUAGCACAUACCACAAGUCACGUGCUUGAACUGUCCAGAGAGUAUAGUUCGUUUCAAGAUUUUGAGCGUGUUUUGAUGGAUGUUCUAUUAAAUGAAUUCUUUACACUUACAGCAGAUGAAUCUGGUCGUUGAAACAACCACAAAGAAACGAAUGCAUCAUCCAUAUAUUGAAUUUAUUUCAUUAUUGCAAUUUUUGCAAUUUAAUUCUAAUAUUUUUAUAUUUACUUAUUCAUUCAUUAGGUCUGAUUCACACUCUCAAACAUGAUCGGGAUGUGUUUUGUAUUGGAAAGUCCGCCAAAAUAUACCGGACAUACUGGACAUACAAGGUUCGAUGCAACCACGUGAAAGUUUUUAUUUUAAAUUACGUCCACGUCAUCUAAUCGCUUUUUUUUGCGACUGAAAAUCAAAUUAACCUUUUAUCAUUGAAAAGCUGAUUUAUUUAUUUACCCUUUAACGGUGUCACGACUUAAAACAGAUAUUCGAUAUUCAUGGCCGAAGUUAAUCAAAAGAAACAAGGUAAUAUAUGGUUGGAUGACACUAAUCCGAAUAUGAGAUUCAUUUAUGGCAUGGUUGAAAGUGAAAUUUAUAGAAGCUCGUGUUCAUAUAGAAACCUUUUCUCAUAUCAUUCAAUGCAUAAGAUUAAAAUUGUAUCAUUUUUGUGUCAUUUCUUUGGCACUUGAUUUAAAUACUUGAAAAGAAGACACCUUUUGUAAUUUGAAAUGUACUGAUAAUAUGUUGUGUUUCCUCUAGUUUAUGUUUGUGUAUCUGGGUAUUUUUUAUGAUAUUUUUUCAUGAGAAAGGUUUUGCAUAUUUGUGAGAAUGUUAAGAUGGCAAAGAGUUCUCGUGAUGUCUCAAUGACAGGUAUAGCUCAAUAUGUAUCAUGUUUUGUAUUUGUAAGUAAUGCACUUAACGUUUGUUUAAAGAGAUUUAAGCAACUGUGGAGUUGUAUUUUAGCUUGAGAAUAAACUAGAAUUUCAAGAGUUUUAUUUUAACAACUAUUAGAUAUUAUGUGAAUUUUAUUCGGGACAGAGUCGAAAGCAGAUUGCAGAAUCUUCGAAUAGGAUUGAAUGAAAUUCCAUAGUUUGUGUAUGAAAUAGAUAAAGCGAAGAACUUACUCCAGAAAUAUACUUUUUACUUCGAAACUAACAUGUUUCGUCCAUUGGACUCCAUAGUUAACAUAGUUUGUGUAUGUAAUUCAAGUGGCAUAUUGAGUAAUGCACAUUUAUUGAUAAAUGUAUUUAAAUUUUAUAGUUAUAAAUGUGUGUUUUGUAUGAAAGGAUAAAUUCAUUAAAGUAAACUUA
Messenger RNA from Mercenaria mercenaria, 4137 nucleotides. Its product is annotated as heat shock 70 kDa protein 12A-like. Bases 300 to 2426 code for a protein of 708 amino acids. The transcript is spliced from 7 exons. The record is from RefSeq and is a predicted model, not a curated record. Lineage: Eukaryota; Metazoa; Mollusca; Bivalvia; Venerida; Veneridae.